This is a messenger RNA of Microthlaspi erraticum, 1176 nucleotides long. NCBI's taxonomy places the organism in Eukaryota, Viridiplantae, Streptophyta, Magnoliopsida, Brassicales, Brassicaceae. The record is from the annotation of a GenBank genome assembly.
AUGGCAGCUGCAGCCACCAAGCUGGGGAGAAGUCUGCAACAAAGACGCACCUUCGUUAACGCCAGAGUCAAAUGGGUCGGUGAUCCGUACCUCGACGAAGCUGUUCAGCGAGAGAAAAACCUCAAGCAGCUUCUCUCUCUCAAGGAUCGAAUCGUAUCGUCUCCGUCGAAAUCACUCCCUCUCUCUUCCCUCUCACUCCUCAAGCCUCUCGUCGAUCUCCCCAUAACCGUCGCAAACUUUUGCCAGAAAUACUCUUCUGUGUUCACCACUUUUCAGCCUUCCCCUUCUCAUCCACUCCACGUUCGGCUCACUCCGGAAGCUCUCACCCUCCACAAAGAAGAAGAGACGACUCAUCUCUCGCCGCCUCACCGCAACGUCACCGUCCAACGGUUGACGAAAUUCUUGUUGCUAACAGGAGCACGAAGUCUCCCUUUGAAUGUCGUCGAUCGUUUCAGGUUCGAUCUCGGUCUCCCUCACGAUUACAUCACCUCGCUAAUCAGCGAUUACCCGGAUUACUUUGAAGUAACGGAGAUCAACGAUCGGUUGACCGGUGAAAAGACGCUUGCUUUGACGCUUUCCUCGCCGCGGAACAACCUCGCCGUGUCGGAAAUGGAGAGAAGAGAAGCUUACACUAACGGGUCUUUGAUUAAAGGGUUGCGCAUAAGGUAUUCGAUGAAUUUCCCCAAAGGUUACGCUUUGGAGAAAAGGGUGAAGAAUUGGGUGGAGCAAUGGCAAAACCUUCCUUACAUCUCACCUUACGAAAACGCAUUUCACUUGGGGUCGAGUAGCGAUCAGGCUGAGAAGUGGACUGUCGCGGUGCUUCACGAGCUUCUGUGUCUCUUAGUGUCGAAGAAGACCGAGACAGACAAUGUGCUUUGCUUGGGAGAGUAUUUGGGGUUUGGGAUGAGGUUUAAGAAGGCUUUGGUGCACCAUCCGGGAAUAUUUUACAUGUCACACAAGAUUCGGACUCAGACUGUUGUCCUGAGGGAAGGUUAUCAUAAACAGUUCUUGCUUGAGAGGCAUCCGCUGAUGGGGAUGAGACAUAGGUACGUUUAUCUUAUGAGCAAAUCGGGGAGGGGAAAGAAACGAGACUAUGUUCAUGGGAUUGAGAGAAGCAAGCAACGAAAGAGAGCAAUCAAAGCUUGUGAAGAUGGUGAAAUUGAAUGCACUCAGUGA